Molecule: messenger RNA, 1181 nt
Organism: Xyrauchen texanus (razorback sucker)
Lineage: Eukaryota; Metazoa; Chordata; Actinopteri; Cypriniformes; Catostomidae
Product: probable tRNA(His) guanylyltransferase
Exons: 6
Coding region: 274-1164 (296 amino acids)
Biological process (GO): tRNA modification
Molecular function (GO): magnesium ion binding; tRNA guanylyltransferase activity
Source: RefSeq, a predicted model, not a curated record
ACCGUUCACUCACAUGUGGGUUUGACACAAAGACUUUCUUUUAGUGACAUAACACUAAAUAUUUAAUUCCAUAACGCAUUUUUUUUUUUUUUAAAGAUAUAGUGAUAAUAAAUCUCUGAAUGUCCUCAUGAAACGUGCAUGUUUACAUUUAUUUUAAAGCUGCGUCCUCUGGAUGCCAGUUAGACAGUUAUCCCUCACUAAUGUUUAGAAAUAGUAAAUAAUUUAAAUGCAUUUCAAGGUUAAAGUAACACCUCGUUUUACCCUGUAAUCCCUAUGCUGAGACUGUUUGCGGUGAACGUUGGAGGUCUCACUGGGCACAAGACAAUACGUUAUAAAUUCAGUACAUCAUCUGGCAUGGCCAAAAGUAAGUUUGAAUACGUGAGAAACUUUGAGCUUGACGACACGUGUUUGAGAAAUUGCUACAUUGUGGUUCGGCUGGAUGGACGUAACUUUCAUAAGUUUUCAGAUCAGCAUCAGUUCAUUAAACCCAAUGACAACAGAGCUCUGGGCCUGAUGAGCCGCAGUGCCUGUUCAGUCAUGGAGGAACUAGAUGACAUCACUGUAGCAUAUGGACAGAGUGAUGAGUUCAGCUUUGUUUUCAAGAGGUCAACCAACUGGUUCAAAAGAAGGGCCAGUAAAUUGAUGACCCAUGUGACUUCCCAGUUUUCCUCUAGCUUUGUUUUUUACUGGAAGGAGUAUUUUGGGGAGCAGCCACUGCUGUACCCACCCAGCUUUGAUGGCAGGGUGGUGCUGUAUCCUAGCAACCAUAACCUUAGAGACUAUCUUAGCUGGAGACAGGCAGAUUGUCACAUUAACAAUUUGUACAACACUACAUUUUGGACGCUGGUGCAGAAAGGUGGACUGACCACUACUCAAGCUGAGGACAGACUCAAUGGAACACAAGCUGCAGAUAAGAACGACAUCUUGUUUUCUGAGUUCAAUAUCAAUUACAAUAAUGAACCUCCACUGCACAGAAAAGGCACCACUUUAAUAUGGGAAAAGGUGAAUGAAACCACAACUAAACAGAUCAAACGACCCAGUGAGGACGAGACAGAAGUCACUGUGACACGGACGAGGAAGACAGUUACCACUCAUUCCUGCGAUAUCAUUGGAGAUCAGUUCUGGGAAGAACAUCCAGAUAUUCUGGAAAGUGACCAGUGUUAAACACCUGGUUAUAAAGA